Messenger RNA from Chenopodium quinoa (quinoa), 771 nucleotides. RefSeq lists its product as uncharacterized. The record is from RefSeq and is a predicted model, not a curated record. Lineage: Eukaryota; Viridiplantae; Streptophyta; Magnoliopsida; Caryophyllales; Amaranthaceae. Gene Ontology annotation, molecular function: catalytic activity. The transcript has a single exon. The coding region runs from base 1 to 771 and encodes 256 amino acids.
AUGAAUGCAAACCUAGCAAAUUUGGCAUCCAACACACUGCUUAUGUCUUGUAUGAUAUGGAAUGUACAAGGGGCAGGAAGUAGGGAGUUUAUGUUUGCUUUGAAGGAAAUAAUUAGAGUAAAUAAGCCGAAUGUGAUAGCUCUCGUGGAAACACAUAUAGGAGGAGCUCAAGCGGAGAGAAUUGCUAAUAUUAUAAGAUACAAUGGUCAUACUAGAGUCGAUGCUCAGGGCUUUAGUAGUGGCAUAUGGGUGUAUUGGAGAAGGGAAUUAGUCACUGUCGAACCAAUACAUAAACACAACCAAUUUAUUACUAUAGAAAUAAAAAGAGUGGAUGGUGUUCCAUGGUACUUUACAGCAGUAUAUGGCAGCCCAGACCCCUCGAAAAGACAAGAACUAUGGAGAGAGCUCAAAGACUAUGCUGCAAAUCACAAUGUUCCUUGGAUGUUAGCAGAGGAUUUUAAUGAUACGAGGUUUCGAUGGGAAAGAAGCUCUUAUUGUGUUGAAACCUCUAGAAGAGCUGCUCGAUUUAAUGAAUGGGUGGAAGAUGUUGGCUUAUUGGAAAUUGAAUUUAGUGGUGCAUCACAUACUUGGUCUAGAGGGAACUCGGUUGACACUUGGCAGAGUUCAAGACUCGACCGUGCCCGCUCUUUGCAAUGGAGAAUGGAGUCUAAGGUUCCCCAAUGCUUCGAUGAAACACUUUCUCGCAAUCCAAUCAGAUCACUAUCCGAUAAUUAUUGCUCCAAACGGGUUUGCUCCUUUAUCAAAAAUUAA